This is a messenger RNA of Vigna angularis (adzuki bean), 2119 nucleotides long. RefSeq names its product probable monogalactosyldiacylglycerol synthase, chloroplastic. Gene Ontology annotation, molecular function: hexosyltransferase activity. Gene Ontology annotation, biological process: glycolipid biosynthetic process. The coding region runs from base 428 to 2005 and encodes 525 amino acids. Lineage: Eukaryota; Viridiplantae; Streptophyta; Magnoliopsida; Fabales; Fabaceae. The record is from RefSeq and is a predicted model, not a curated record. The transcript is spliced from 8 exons.
UCUCACCUUACCCUUCAACCGACCACCAAGGGCACUCUAUAAAUCAUUCUCGUACAAUGUCGCAACAAACCUCGUACCGCGCUAACCCAAACCAAACCUUCAAUCAAAAACCAACCUUUGCUCAACGCUGAAACCGUGCCUGCAUUACCAAGUUCCUUGCGUUGCUUCACUCGCACGUGACGUGGCACUCCUCCAUUGGCUCGUCACGUGACAAGCACCUUCCCAGUGUCCUCAACCCAAUCCACAUGACACAACCCACACCACACCAUACAACAAAAAUGACUCAAACAAAACUCCAAUAAUACUCUAUAGUCUACGUUCUUUGCUCAAUGUUUCUUCCUCUCUUAAAAUUCUCAACCAAUUUUGUUGUUAGUGUUAGGAAGAAUUGGUAACGAUUACUACUGAUUGGUAACAGUUUGAAGCCAGAAUGAACAACGGUGUUAGGCAAGAAUCCAGUGUGCUUCUCGAUUUGGCAUCGCACGUCAAUCGCUUCGCCUUCGAUCAUUUUCGCACCGACACCGCUGUGCAAUCCAGUUUCCUGCGCUUCAAUGGCGGAGCGGGAGCCAAACGCGGCGUUUCGCUGAGGGUGGGGGCGGCUGGAGUUAGGGUCAGGAAUAUUUUGAGCGAGUUUAAUAGAGCAGUUAGGUUUCACUGCGAGAAGAUCCCGAUUGGGUUCGCCUCGCUGCGAGUCGCGGAGGGCGACGGUGGUGGUGGUGGUGGCUGUGACGGGGACGGGGAUGGGGAUGGAAGUGGGGUUAGAGUGGAUGAGUGUGGCGGGGUGGAGAAUGAGGGGCUUCGUGGGAAUGGCGUGGGGGGUGAGAGGCCCAAAAAAGUUUUGAUUUUGAUGAGUGACACUGGUGGUGGGCAUCGAGCUUCCGCUGAAGCUAUCAAGGCUGCUUUCUAUGAAGAAUUUGGAGAUGAUUACCAGGUUUUCGUUACUGAUUUGUGGGCUGAUCACACACCUUGGCCGUUCAACCAACUUCCCAGGAGCUAUAGCUUUUUGGUGAAGCACGGGCCAUUGUGGAAGAUGACUUACUAUGGAACUGCCCCACGAGUUGUGCACCAGUCUAAUUUUGCAGCAACUGGAACUUUCAUAGCUCGUGAGGUUGCUAAAGGUCUAAUGAAAUAUCAGCCAGAUAUAAUAAUCAGUGUGCAUCCAUUGAUGCAGCACGUUCCACUUCGAAUUUUGAGGUCAAAGGGUCUUUUAGAUAAGAUUGUUUUUACUACAGUUAUCACAGAUUUAAGCACAUGCCAUCCAACGUGGUUUCAUAAGCUCGUAACUAGAUGCUAUUGUCCUACGACAGAUGUUGCGCAAAGGGCAUUGAAAGCAGGAUUGCAGCAAUCCCAAAUAAAGAUUUUUGGUCUACCUGUCCGGCCUUCCUUUGUUAAGCCUGUCCGGCCAAAGGAUGAACUAAGGAGAGAUCUAGGGAUGGAUGAGGAUCUUCCUGCUGUAUUAUUGAUGGGGGGAGGGGAAGGUAUGGGUCCCAUUGAGGCUACUGCUCGAGCACUUGGAGAUUCAUUAUACGACGAGAAUAUUGGGGCCCCUGUAGGUCAGAUCCUAGUGAUCUGUGGACGGAAUAAGAAACUUCUUAACAAACUGACUUCUAUUAAUUGGAAGGUUCCUGUGCAGGUCAAGGGAUUUGUUACCAAAAUGGAGGAAUGCAUGGGAGCUUGUGAUUGCAUCAUCACAAAGGCGGGUCCAGGGACGAUUGCAGAAGCCCAGAUCAGAGGCCUCCCUAUUAUUUUGAAUGAUUACAUUGCUGGACAGGAAGCUGGCAAUGUCCCCUAUGUAGUUGAAAAUGGAUGUGGAAAGUUCUCUAAAUCUCCUAAACAGAUAGCAAAAAUUGUUGCCGAUUGGUUUGGUCCUAAGGCCUACGAGCUACAACAAAUGUCACAAAAUGCAUUGAGGCUGGCAAGGCCAGACGCUGUGUUCAAGAUUGUUCAUGACCUUCACGAGCUGGUUAGACAAAGAAGCUACCUAGCAGAAUAUUCUUGUACAGCUUAACUGAUACUGAGGAUAUUUUUUGCACCUUUUUUUCUGAGAAAAAAAUGUAUUAGGCAACCAUUUUUCUGAUCACUACCAGAAAUUCGAGUAUUUGUCUUCCAUCUUUAUUUUUCA